AUGCUGUUGUUUUUGUAUGAGGAAGAGUGCGAGGAGAGCACGAGCCUCCCUGUGCGGUACCGUCCCGAGUCACCCGCUGCCCUGGCGCGCGCUUUCCGGUUCACUGCCCACGAGAUCAAGCUCAUAUACCGCGGCUUCAAACAGGAGUUUCUCGACACGCUGUCACGGGUUGCACGUGGUUCUGUCCAAGAGAAACUUUCCUGGGUCUUCGCGCUGUACGAUGUCGACGGUGAUGGGCGGAUCUCCAAGUCGGAGAUGCUGGCUGUAGUGCAGGAAGUAUAUGAAGUACUUGGACGGGCGGCGGUACCUCCCGUACUUCCGGCAUAUGCUAAGGAUCACGUAGAUAAAAUCUUUGACGUGAGUUAA
Parnassius apollo (apollo) is the source of this 366-nucleotide messenger RNA. The record is from the annotation of a GenBank genome assembly. NCBI's taxonomy places the organism in Eukaryota, Metazoa, Arthropoda, Insecta, Lepidoptera, Papilionidae.